ACAGACCGGCACACACGCAUACGCACACGCACACACACAUACACUACUGUGUACGCUCACCAGGGGUGUUAGCAACGGCCCCGGGUUGGCCCUGCUCCUCGAGUCUUUGCUGGUUGUUGUACCUACAGAUCAGGGGCUUAGCGUCCUCUCCCGAAAUUAACACAGCAAGACCCGCCCUCGACAUCUCUAAGUCGACAUGCCCACAACGCUCUUCGUGCGACAGCAACACUUGCGAUCCGGGCCAGACGACGACGAGCACGAGCACGAACACCAGCACUUAGAAUACUCUUCCUCCCACCUCGACUGCGACUAUCUUCAACACAAAACUGCCCUUUACAUAAUAUCAGAGCAUGAAUACGUUCGCUCACUGAGCUCCCCAGCUCCCCAGUGCGAGUCCCGCCGUAUCAAGGCACCCCCGAGUCGACUCUCCUCCCGCCGCAGUCUCCAUUCCCACUCCCAACUCCCUCCUUCGAGCUUAAGGAAACCUCCGCGACCUCUCAUGGCUACCGUCAGCUACAAUGAUGCCUCCAGCAUGGCACUGGGUGGCCCCCCAGGCUCGCCGCCGGACCUCACAAACUCCAAGUCGUCCAAGUCGUCAUCCGUUCGCUCCUCGACCCUCUCAGACAUCAUGGGCCCCACUGAUCUGUCACAUUUUGAGGAGAUCAACCUAGACGAUUUACAAGGUGCUUCAGGACCCAAUACCUUCCCAAUGCCAGUAUCGUCUUCUAAUCGCAUCCUGUAUGAAGCCAACAACAAUCAAUCGUCACUUCCCGGCGCUCGGGGGCUCCCGCAUGUCCAUUCCUCCUCUUCGUUCCGUGACCUGACUGCGGUCUCGAAGCCUCGAUACCCAAACCUCAAGGCACAACCCAAUGUUGCCAAUCGCCCACAACUUCCUCAGCCGGGUGCUCCGGGCCAGCACAUGCGGAGAGGAUUCACCUCGCCCUCGGCCCCUUCGUUAACAAGCCUCUCGAUCCCCGUGCGGAAGUCGCGGUCAAGGUCUCCAUCCCCCUCCAACUCUCAUGCAUCCUCUGCUGCACCCCGAACACUCUCUUCUCGUAGGAGCUCACGCAACCUCGAUGUAUCCCCAUCGUCCACUUUCAAUCCAAGGAGGCAGUCAUGGCAGCACAGUGCUAGGAAGACCAUUAAGGAGCUGGAGGCAGAAUGUGACGACGACGGGGAUGACGACCUGCCAGACGAUGCCUAUCUCUGGGGUGUUCCCAUCUCCCCGAGGCCAACCCAGGAACGCUCACCAGCCCCGUCUGCGAGCAACAGCCCUCCACAAUCCUCUGCUAGUAUUGCGAGUAGUCGGCCUUCAUCGAAGCGAGGAAGCCCCACCUCGUUCACAGCUUCCCCUGGGAUAUCCCCGAGGCGAUCGUCGCAGUCGCCAUCACCAAUUUCUACCGUCAGCGAGAACCUCCCUCCUCAGCAAUUGCAACGACAGCGGACACAGGUGUGGGAGGAUACUUACAACACUCUCGAUGCCGAUGGCAGGAAGCUUACUGAAGCGCUGGAGGAGUAUGAAACCGAGCUAGAGCGACACCAGGAGAUCCAACGCCAGAAACCCAGUCUGACACGCUCUGCUUCCGUCAAUACUCCCAAAGCUGCAGCUAUCCUCCCGCCCGUGCGCAAAUCCGAUCCUCUAAUCGAUCCAUUCCAGCCUUCAGCAGAGAAACAAAAAUAUCUCUCUCGGACUCGACCCUCCUGGCUGCCUCCCAAGGACCCGAAGGAGGAGAAGAAGCACCUCAAGGAAUAUCAGAAAAUGCACGAGCGGAUCGAACAAGCUGUGCGCCUCGCGGCUCAAAAGGAUGAGGGAGAGAAAUUGGCUCGAGAGACUGCAGAGCGUAAGAAAGCAGAGGUUUGGGAAAAUCUCCUACCUAAGUGGGAGACCGAGACGGCAUCCAAAGAUGGCAAGGCCCAGUACCGAAAGCUUUGGUGGAACGGGAUUCCCCCUAAGUACCGUGGAGCUGUAUGGAAGAAAGCGAUUGGCAAUGAGCUCGGCAUAUCAGAGACAACUUUCAGGGUCGCGCUUGAAAAGGCGCAUGCAGAACUCAGGGCCUUGGGUGAUAAUGCCUUUGAGGGGCGUGCACCUGUCGUCGUCGACAAUACCAGGCUUGUGUUCCCGGACCUAAAGAUGUUCGCCCCUACGUCCCCAGCAGGAGAAGAACAACCAUUACACAAGGAGCUUGUUAAUGUCUGCCUCGCCUACAUGUCUUACCGCCCGGAUGUCGACACUCUUGCUGGUGUGCACUACAUUGCAGGUCUGUUCCUCUUGAACAUGUCGCCUGCGGAUACAUUCAUCUGCCUUGGAAAUCUCCUAAACAGGCCGAUGCCGCUGUCGUUACUCCUCAACGAUCAUAAUGGUAUCACAGCUGCAUACGAUGCUACCCUCUCUGCACUUUACAAGAAAGCUCCCUCACUUGCCAAACACCUAGCUGAGCUACGCGUCGAGCCUCACAACUACCUUUAUCCAAUGUUUUCCAGCCUGUUCUGCGAUCGUCUCGACAUAGAACACGCCGCGCGUGUUAUGGAUCUCUAUGCUAUCGAGGGCGACAAAAUCCCGCCGAGGGUUGCCGUUGCUGUUCUCGGCAUUCUCGAGGUUCGACUCUACCAGGGAGGUGUUGAGGACGUAAUUCGCAACCUCAACUCGAAAGACAUCAAACUCAGCCCUGAUGAAUUCUCCGGCAAAGUGUACGAGGCUGGGAAGAGUGCAUAGAGAACAUGUGCAUACUGUCUUUGCUGUAAUUCGAUUCGAAUUGCUACGAAUAGUGCCGAGAGCUUAUCUCGACAAGAUGCUCACGUGCACCUUCGAGACCUACACUACAAUGAUGCGCCAUCAACCAGACGCAACUAUGUUGCUUGUCUAUAAACUAUACCUUCUUUCUUUCGUUUACACCAAGCAUUUUAAG
Aaosphaeria arxii CBS 175.79 is the source of this 2906-nucleotide messenger RNA. RefSeq lists its product as uncharacterized. NCBI's taxonomy places the organism in Eukaryota, Fungi, Ascomycota, Dothideomycetes, Pleosporales. The coding region runs from base 197 to 2713 and encodes 838 amino acids. The record is from RefSeq and is a predicted model, not a curated record. The transcript has 2 exons.